Messenger RNA from Eriocheir sinensis (Chinese mitten crab), 1155 nucleotides. It is a transcript of the gene RpLP0-like, whose product is annotated as mRNA turnover protein 4 homolog. The coding region runs from base 362 to 1114 and encodes 250 amino acids. Gene Ontology annotation, cellular component: nucleolus; preribosome, large subunit precursor. Gene Ontology annotation, biological process: ribosomal large subunit assembly; ribosomal large subunit biogenesis; nuclear-transcribed mRNA catabolic process. The record is from RefSeq and is a predicted model, not a curated record. Lineage: Eukaryota; Metazoa; Arthropoda; Malacostraca; Decapoda; Varunidae. Gene Ontology annotation, molecular function: RNA binding. The transcript is spliced from 7 exons.
UGUUGGCGUAAACAAAACCUCGUGGCCAUUGGGACCCCGCCGCACGGGAGGACAUCAUCUUUGCCUCACCACAGCCUAACUAGCCCCAUAAAACCACCCAUCCUUGCCUCAAAGCUGGGAAAGGAGAGAGGAAACUGAUUACGGGAUAUAAAGCUGCUGGUAGGUCUUCCUCUGGUGUCUGCAGACCUUAGCCUCAUCCAAGAGGCGUAGCUGUAGGCCCACCAGUCGUGCUUCCUCAUGUAGAAGGUUGAUGAGCAAGUACAUUGGAAGAGAGGUCUUGGCUGCAUGGCGAUUCAGCCAGAUCGGCCAGACUAUCCUGAGCAGACCAGACUUCCGGCAGUAGACCACACCAGAACACAAGAUGCCUAAAUCCAAGCGUGACAAGAAGAUUUCCUUAACUCAGACAAGAAAGAAAGGACUUGAGUUUAAACAAAACCUGGUUGAAGAGAUACGAAAAUGUGUUGACCUCUAUGCAAGAGUGUUCGUCUUCUCCUCACAGCACAUCAAGACAGAUAAAUUGAAGGAAAUGCGCAUUGAGUGGGGACACAGCAGAUUCUUCUUGGGCAAAAACAAGGUAAUGGCCCUUGCUCUGGGGCGCACCCCAGAAGAAGAGCUUCAAGACAACCUGCACAAGUUAUCCCAGCGGCUGGUGGGCCAGUGUGGACUGCUCUUCACCAAUGCCACGAAGCAGGAGGUUGUGGAGUACUUCGAGAACAAAAGAUACCCGGUUCCCCCCCAUGCCGGCGACAUAGCAACUGAAACCGUGGAGUUGAAGCAAGGACUCCUCCCCCAGUUCUCCCAUGCCAUCGAGCCCCACCUGCGCAAACUAGGGUUGCCCACCAGGCUGGAGCGUGGUGUGCCAGAGCUCCUCCAAGACUUUGUGGUGUGUGAGGAAGGCCGACCACUCGCCCCUGCUCAGGCCAGCAUAUUGAAACUGCUUGGCAAGGAGAUGGCAUUCUUCCAGCUGAAUAUGGAGUGGUGCUGGAACAGACUGGACGGCAAGUUUGAGUGUCUUCUGAAGGAAGACACCAAUGGGAAGGAUUCAGAAAAGGAGGAGGGGGAGGAAGAAGAGGCUGAAGACGACGAAGUUGAGGAGGAAGAAGAGGAAGCAUAGAAGGAUUCUAAUGAUGAUAAUAAAUAGUUUAUUCAUUUAAA